Molecule: messenger RNA, 148 nt
Organism: Racocetra persica
Lineage: Eukaryota; Fungi; Glomeromycota; Glomeromycetes; Diversisporales; Gigasporaceae
Source: the annotation of a GenBank genome assembly
GCAGUAACUCUUCCAUACAAAUGGUUCAAUUCUAUGGAUAUGCAAUAAACAAAUUAAUAAUUACAAUGCAAAUAACAUCAGAAAUACAAAGCCUGAAUUAUGGUUCAGCUAAUAGUUCAGGCUGCAUGCUUGCUAAUUUAAAACAAAG